UUGUGUUGCUGGGAAUACAACUCAGGUAUGGAUGCUGAGUCAUUCAUUUAAAUUGUAAAGGUAGUAUAACUGAAAUUGAGAUUCAAAAAUGCCGUAAACGGUUUAUAAAAUAUCUAUUCAGCCAUCUAUCUGUCUACUUUAUUAUAGCUUGAUGGGGGACCUCUGUGGUCAACCAGUGGCUGGUUGCAGCUGGGACGACUACAGCUCGACUUUUAUUGUGAAAGGCGCGCUUCCGGCCCCGCCGCAGCCCGCCGUGCUGUGCGCAGACUUGCCGCAGCAGCGAUGUCUCAUGGCAGAUCCGCAGCCAGUCCUGAAAGUAAAACCAGUCGUCAAACUCCCCGCACCUCUGUAGCCGCCGUGUGACUGGAAUCUUCCCCAGCGUCGUCGUGAACGUGAGACAACAAGCAGCCGACAGACAUGGUGGGAAGCUAACUUUCAGCGAUGGGCUCCUUGUGUUGUUCCGUUGCUACAACUUGGCCGAGUCCAGCAGCCGUUCAGCCGACCACACCCUCCCCGCUUCCUCAUAGUCCUGCAGCGGGAGCGCGCAGCUCGACUUUGAAUCUGUGGGAAUAACGGACGCUACUUCCAGCUUCGCUCACGGUUUGGUGGCCGUCAACCUGCCGAGACAAGUGACUUUAACUCGCUAAGAGGACCGACUGGCAUGGCUGUGAGCGGCGAGUCCCCACAGAGGAUAUGCGGGGCCACACAGUCUGUGGUCCCGAGUUAAGCCGCGGAGGAGCGGGAGGGCGGACGGGCGGACGAUGCAUAUGGAGUCGCUGCGACCGGAGCAACUGCUAGCUUCUCACCCAGGGCUGUGUCUGAAGAAGAAGAGGUUGAAAGUGGACUGAGGGGGCUGUGUUGAGGGAAGAGUCGGCUUCUCGGUGGAUUUUACUUGGGAGGACUCAUGAAAUGAUGGUGCUGGAGGGAAACACAAGUCUUCCCGCUGUCCAGAAGAGCUGCCCGGGUGGUGCCCUGUUUGUUACCAGCAUGAGUACACCAGGCCGGACACACUCAUCGGGAACACGUUGGACGAGAUCUCGGUGCUGUUUCAGGCUACUUGCUGUGAUGCGAGUGGACACAAAAUGACAUCCUGUUGAACGUAGUUGUAAAAAGGCAUCUAACGUCAUCAGUAGUACACAGGCAGUUCAGCAGAUGUAAUUCCAGUUGGGAAUGUGGUCCUGAUUGCAAAGAUAAGGAGAUUUUGACAUUAUUUUUUAUAAUUCUCAGUCUGCACUUUGCCUUUUAGAAGGCACCUUGGUGGCACUGCAGUUUGUGUGUGAUUUUUUAAUUUUUCUUUUUUAACUCAACAACCUGUGAAUUCUUCUGGGACUACAAUGAGAAUAUUGACUUUUUGGAUUAUGAUGUUCAGGGCAUUUAAAUUAACUUGUCAAGAUAAGAGCCUGUAGCUUAUUACACUGAUCACGCAGAAAUUGUGUUGUCAUUGUAAAAUCACUAAUAACCAAGGCCAAUAACUGGGAACAUGCCAGAUCAUAGUUUCGACUUUUAUUUUGAUAUACUUUAGAGACACACACAUUGAUGAUGGGGAUGUCAUUCAAACACAAGUAAAUGCAGUAAUUGAGUUUUGCUCUUUCUACAUGUUUACAUUGAGAAUACAUGUCCUGUGUAUCAGCAUAUAAUGUACAGCUGAUUUCCUAUACUCUGAAGGAAUUUGAAGAAGACUGUUUGGCCAGUUGUUAUUUAAACACGUCUGUAAAAACGCAGUGUGCUGAGGCUUCAUGGGAAUUUAGACAUGUCUUGAACAGUACAAUGCAGCAGCAGCAGCAGUCAAAUAUAGAUAAGUGAACCCCUCCAGAAGAGCAGUUUGACCCUCUCUCCCCCACCUCCCUCCUUAUUAUGGCUAGUGGUGGUUCUGGCAAAUCAGCUAGCGAGGGAUCAACCAGCACACCCACUGGCAGUUUGCAGCAGAGGAAGCGUCUCUCCUCCGUCUGUGACACAUGUAAGGGCAAGAUGCAGCUGGUGGCCGACCUCCUGCUGCUGUCCAGCGAGACCAGGCCGGUCAUGACCUCUGAGGGCGUGGCAGUGGCCGACACCUUCGACCAGUGCCGCGACACGGUCAUCGCCAGGACUAAAGAGCUCUCCAUUCUCACCCACGACAUUCAGAGCCAGCUCAACAUGGGCCGCUUCACAGAGGUGGGGGACCGCCUCCUGGAGAUGGCAGACUUGGUGGUGUCUUUGACGGAGUGCUCAGCCCACGCUGCUUACUUAGCAGCCGUGGAGACCCCCGGCUCGCAGCCCUGUCUGCCGGGUCUGGUGGACCGCUACAAGGUGACCCGCUGCCGGCACGAAGUGGAGCAGAGCUGCGGCCUCCUCCGAGUCACGCCCUUGCCAGACCUCACUCCACAGCUCCUCCUCGAGCUCUCUCAGAACAUCUCCACCAACCUCAAGAAUCUGACAGACAUCUCGUCACUGGCUAGCGAGAGGUCCAGGGAUCGCUUUGCAAAAGAGCAGUUCAAACUGAGCGUCAAGAGCAUGAGCACGAGCGGCACAGCCUUCCUGGCGUGUGUCAAAGAGGUGAAAACCCAGCCCAGUGAGCUGACCAGGAACCGCUGCGUCCUCUUCAGUGCUGCUCUGGUCCAGGCUGUCAGCGCCCUGGUCGGGUUCGCCACAGAGCCCCAGUUCCUUGGAAGAGCUGCAAGUAUCUCCACUGAAGGGAAGGGGGUACAGACUGCAGUGUUAGGGGGGGCCAUGAGUGUGGUUUCAGCCUGUGUCCUCCUCACUCAGGGCCUCAGGGAUGUCGCACAGCAUCCUGAGAGUAGCUCCAAAAUGGCAGACUACCGCGAGCGCCUGCGUAACUCAGCGUGUGCCGUGUCAGACGGCUGCACUCUGCUCACUCAGGCACUCAGAGAACGCUCCUCUCCAAGGACGCUGCCGCCAGUCAACUCUCAUUCUGUGAAUUAGUUUAGGAAGAGGCGGCACGAGCUCCAGUCGCCUCUGUCCUAUCCUGACGUACCAAAGAGACUCACCUGGGUUGUCCCUGUUCAUCAGGUGUAGAGUCAGAGUAACAUCAGAAGAAGGCUGUCUGUGGGUCUGUUCGUGUGGUUGAAGAGGAGCACUAACACAACCACUGCAGGGUUUAGUGUCGCGCUGGAUGUGACGCAGACCUUGUUAGAAACUGACCCGGGCUCAGCUGACAGCCCGCUCUCACCAGCAGACAGCAGCCUUCAAACCUGAAAAGUUUACCUCAGUUUUCAGCUCCGGUGAAAACACCAGCCUUGAUGAUGGAUGUAGCCUCGCUGUGUGAACCUAUGGUUGGCUGACAUGUGCUUUGUGAGAUUGGAAAGAGUGAUCUGAGUGUCUCAAUGCUUGUUUUUUUUUUUUUUUUUUUCAAUGUGUGAAUUCUUAUUUGGUAAAAGCUGCUGUGAGUGUGUGCCAUAGGUUUUACACUAUUUACCAGACUUCCCAUAGUAUUUUAAAGUGUUUUGAUCGUGCAUGUAAUGGAGUAUUUAUUUCAACUAUUAAAAAUGUUGUUUCUGAUAUGCUG
Molecule: messenger RNA, 3502 nt
Organism: Acanthopagrus latus (yellowfin seabream)
Lineage: Eukaryota; Metazoa; Chordata; Actinopteri; Spariformes; Sparidae
Gene: tlnrd1
Product: talin rod domain containing 1
Exons: 1
Coding region: 1855-2919 (354 amino acids)
Molecular function (GO): actin binding
Source: RefSeq, a predicted model, not a curated record